This is a messenger RNA of Caenorhabditis auriculariae, 7815 nucleotides long. Lineage: Eukaryota; Metazoa; Nematoda; Chromadorea; Rhabditida; Rhabditidae. The record is from the annotation of a GenBank genome assembly.
AUGAAUAUGAAAGCUAGAAAAUACAGAAACAUGGCGAAAAGUGGACAUAUUUGGCAGUUUGUUUGAGGUGUCCGAUCCGAAAUGAGCUGUGUAAACACAAAAUGUUGAUAUAUAUCGAUUUAUUUUAAAAGUUGAAUUGACGUAUUUCUGUAAAAAAUAAACUUUAAUCUCAUAAAACAACUUUUUUUUUCAGCUGUUGCUGAUCCAUGCACUGCUCCGCCGCGGAACCCCGGCAUUGGGGAAUUCAGAGCGACUCGAUGGGCUUUCGAUGGAAACACACGGAAAUGUGUUCCUUUUGAGUACAAGGGAAUGAAAGGUUAAUUUUUUUUAAUUUGAAGCAAGAGAGAGACAUUUUGAAAAAAUAAGAAAAAAUGGCUUCUGAAAAUGUUAACUUAACGUGUGACUUUUGAUUGUGCGCUCUAAUGAUUGAUCUUCUGAUAAUAACUCCUGUUUAUUUUUAUAAAAAUUUUAUUUCCAUUUUACAGCUCAGAAAUAAUAAAUAAAAAGGAAGUUGGAAUGUAGAGCAAUAACUGUGGGAAAGAUUGAAUGAUCAAAUUUGCCCAAAUCUUCUUUUCUUUUCAGGAAACUCAAACAACUUUAUUUCUCGAGAAGCUUGUGAGACAAAAUGUCCAGGUAUUCUGUACCUCCUUUUAGUGAGAAAUAAUAAUCAAAAAUGUUUAGUCUUCGAAAAUCCUUGCAAGAUUGGAGAGCCAUAUUCUGUUGCCAAUCAAUACCAGCAAUGCUCCCCGAAACAGGUUUCCGUUUAUUCUCACAAUCAAACUUGUAUUUUCGAAAAUUGAAGGUCUGUCCGGCUGGUCACUACUGUCAUAUUGGAAUUGAGGCCAACUACUGCUGCAAGGCUCUCGGUAAAAAUUCUUUUGUUUUUGCAGGAAGUUUUCAGAGUUUUUAUGUUGGCUGUUGGUUGGUGUAAGUGGCUUGUGCGUGUGUGGUUUUGAUCCCAGAUUUUUGCUUUCGCGUUUUUGUUUUAUAUACAAACAAUUUUUUUUUCUUUUUUAUAUUUAAAGUUGAUAAUUUUGAUAGUUCGCACAAGAUGGCUAGCGACAUUGCAAAAGGACUUUAUCAUUUCAACCAUUUUAUGCUUUCGUGCGAAAUAUUCCAGCUAUAGUCUGUUCAGAUUUUAAAUGUCAAGUCGUCGCUCAAGCUCCGCCCAUAAUGGUGCGAUAAACCAGUCAGAGAGCGAGCCAUCCACAGAGCGUUUUCGAAUGACGUCAUUGUACUUGACAUUCAAAAUCUGAACAGACUAUAGAUCACAGUGAAACUUUGCCAGAAAAAGAUCUUGAAUUUCAAAAUAGUUUUUUUAUUAGGUAAAGCUCAAUGAAGUCGCGUUUGGAACAGAUUUUUUCAAAUUCAUUCAUACCAGAUAUAGUAAUAAGCUGUUUAAAAAUAAUCUAUUUUUUUGAAAUAAGUUUAUUAUUUUUUUCCAAAAAAAUAAAAAAUAAGAAUUAGGGUGGAUCAGUUAUCAGAAUAGAUAAUAAUUCUUUCACUAGGAACAUUUUUCAUUAAUGAAUUAAUAACUAUUAUCCAAAAUGCGAACCUGUUCUUUCGAAUUUUGAUUACAAAUUCGCUCUUUUUUUAUAAUUUAACCAUCCCUUGUGUGUUCAACCUGUGUGUGUAGCUUGAACUUAUUCAUCCGUCCAGUUCAUUUCUGUAUACGUUUUAUGUUUCUUCUCACAAUUUUCAAUUCGAAUCAAUAACUAUCAGGCGGAGAUCCGUGUGGACAGCCUCUCGACCGAGGAACCGGCGGAGCUCAACUCCAGCGUUGGUAUUGGAACCAACAAUCGCAGUGCUGCCUGCCUUUCAGGUUCUUUUCCGCGCCAAACUGAACCUAAAGUUGGAAAUGAUUGCAGUUAUUGUGGACAGAAGGGUACUCAGAACAACUUCCUCAGCAAGCAAGAUUGCGAUCGAACUUGUUACGGUAAUCAAUUUUCAUUAUUGUUUUGAAGAAAUCGGUUUUCAAAACUUAAUAGACCUGGAAAGGAUGAUAAUCUGAAUUUCCAAAAAAAAAAAAAACAAGAAUGACGCUUCAAUUUUUUCUUCCCAACCUUUUUGAGCUCAUGUGAUGAGCUGUAACGUCGAGUUGACGUUUUGGUUCUUUUUUGAAUUUCUUCAAAAGCUCUUUCCUAGGAAUUAGAAUAAAAGUUUAAAGUUUGAAAAAAAAAACUAUGAAAAUUACAUAGUCUCCGCAUUUUUUCUCAUUUUGCUGUUCCCAUUCAUUUUGUGUUCACAAAUUUUACCUGAUGUCAGAACAACCAAGUUCUGCAGUUGAAUUUUUUCCAAGCUUUACUUUUUUUUCGUUCCUUACCUCCAAACCGACUCUUCCCUACAGAAUUGGAUAACCCAUGUGCCCUUGGCGAGCCGCAGAUGACCCAACAGAACCGACCCGUUCAAUGCUCCGUCGACCCCAACUCGUGCUCCGCCAACUUCUGGUGUCACUACGGGGCCUCUCUUGAUACGACUGUGUGUUGUCCUGGACGAGGUGCAAAAAUGUCCGGAGGACGAUAAAUAACAGCCGCCGAAAGAUAAAAAUUGAGCCAAACAGUAAAUACAGCAUUGUUUCGGCUAACUUUCAGAAAAAUCUAAUGUUUUGAAUGAAAUUUCCUUUCUUUUGAGCUGAAAAUAUCGAAAAGGACUGCUCACUUGAACUGUUUUAGAAGAAACUUCGGCGGUUCUUAUCUGUCCUAAUUCCCAUUCCGUUCCUGUCCACCUCUCCAGUCCCAUCCUUUCAGUCGAACCUCCGUCGACUUGUCAGCAGCCCCUGGUCGUCGGCUCCGGCGGCGCUUCCCUCCCUCGUUGGUAUUACGACGCCGCCAACAUGCGAUGUGUCCAGUUCAACUACCAGGGCCGCAUGGGAAAUCAGAACAACUUCCUCACUCAGGAGGCUUGCGAACAGACCUGUCCUGGUCAGUUUCACUCCCAAAACAAAAAUAAAGUUUGUAAAUUUACCACGCCAAUGUUCUGAACCGUUAAAAACUUGACUACUGGAAAUUUCUCUAUUUCAAACUUUAAUUCUCAUAGUCCGAAAAUUUCGAUAUACAGGAUCAGACAAAAAUGUUUUGAAAUAUUAUUAAUAUAAAUAAAAUAUUAUAAAAAAAUGUUAACCUAUUUUAAAAAUUUUUUUCAGUGCAUUUAAAUCCAGAACUUACUAGGGGAGUCAAAAAAACAAAAUGGCUUUGACCGUUACUGAUUUUCUUUUCUAAAUUUCUUUUUCAGAAAAUUUUCAGCGUACAUUUCCCGUUCAUAAUUGCCUACUACAUUUUAUAAAUUUACCUAUUUUCCAAUUUGAAAAAGAACAAAAAUGCCAAAAAAGGUAUUAAUUUAGCCCUUUGAUAACGUACAAGUUUCCAACAACAAAAAACCGAACUUAAGCUUUAAAUUUCUCAUCAUCAUUGAACAACAUGCAUUGCACGCGGUAAUAUCCAUCCUCUCCCAACGAAUCAAUAAAAUCAAUUUUUAAAAUCUUCCCCAAAACCACCUCGACCUACAGUUUACGUGAACGUCUGCCCAACGGGCUCACCGCAACUCGACUCCACGAAUCGACCGGUGCCAUGUACCUUCGGCUCAAACUCGUGCGGCGCCGACCACUGGUGCCACCUCGGACUCGUUCCCGACGAGUACCAGUGCUGCCCUGGAACUCCGACCAACCCGGGAGCUUGUCAGGGACUUCCGUCGGUCGAUGGAGAACUCGGCGCUCCAGCUCCAGCCGCCACGAGAUAUUACUACGAUCCUUCGGACAUGCAGUGCAAGCAGUUCAUCUACAACGGUCGCAAGGGAAAUCAAAACAAUUUCCUGACCAAGGACGACUGCGAGGCAACUUGCGACGGUAAAUCGUGUUCGCAACCGUUUGCCUGUGCUUGUUUUAUUUUUACUGGCAUGCCAUUUUUUCUCGCUUCUCCUAUUUUUGCUGUGCUUCUGAACCUAUCACAGAAAUUCGAUGAAGGAUCUUUCCCUGGAGAUAAACACUCGAAGUUGUAUCUUUUUGAAAAUGAGUGUUAUUUUAUAUCUUAGAAAAUAAUCAGGUCUCUCCGAAUUCUUAUUUAUCAAGAACAGACUUUUACAAGCCUUUUAUGGGGGAGAUGUGAGAAUAGUCGAAAACCACGCGUCUCAUCUCGAAUAAAAUUUCUGAAGAGUUCGCGAUAGUUACUUAAUUUCAUUAAUAGAUGUAAAAGUGUAUUUUACUUCAAAAUUCUUAUUUUUUAUCUUCAGCUAGCUUUGUUGACGACUGCACUGUUUUCCUAAGUUUUUCAUAUUUUCCUUUUCAGCUAUCUUACAGAUUUCUGCUUUGUCUUUUUCUCAUUUCAAUAGCUUCUGACUAGGAAAGUCGAACUUCUAAGCUGACUAUUUUUACGUUUUUUUUUCUACUUUUUUCUUUCUGUUACUUCUUCAAACUUCUCAAACACUGAUCGAAACCCCGACGUUUUCAGUCUUCACGAACCCUUGCAACCAGCCGAUCUCCCUCCCAGCGACCAUGUGCUCGGCCAACGCCGACACCUGCGGCGCCAACUUCUGGUGUCACAUAGGAGCCUCCGCCGACACGACCGUUUGCUGUCCCAGCGGUUUGGAGACGUCGAGACCUCCCCUUAGCCAACGCUAGAGACGAUUCAGAAGGCGACCCGUGUAUGCUUCCCUUGGCCCAGGGAACCGGCAACCAGUACAUGGACCGAUUCUACUACAAUCAGCAGACUUCCACUUGCCAGCCGUUUGUCUAUUCCGGUCUUCAUGGAAAUCAGAACAACUUCCUUACUCAACAGGUGUGUCGGAACAGAUGAACGAUUUUUCUAAAAAAAAAAUUUUUUUUUCAGAAAAAAAUGUCAUAAGACUGCCCAAAAGCAGUAGCAUUAAAAAGUUUUCUAUUGUACCAAAGCCUAAAAGCUGCGAAAUUGUGUUCUUUGAAAGAAAAAACUGGAAACUAGUUUAGGCCUGUGAAGAUCGCUGCGGACCGAACCCAUGCUUCGAAGGACGUCCGUUCGUCGGCGCCGACGGCCGCGCCCAGACCUGCUCCGCCUCGGCCAACUUCAACACUUGUCCAGCCAACCACUGGUGCCACAUCGGAUCCGAUCUUUCGACCACCGUCUGCUGCCCUGGAGGUUCAGCCCAACUCUGAAAAUAUGAAAGAAAAUUCGAAAAUGUUUAAAACCGUCCCAAUUUCAAAAAGUAAGCAUUGGUGAGAAUAAAAAGUGUUCAGCCUCGACGAACAUCUGCAACCUGCCAAUGUCGACCGGCGAAGGAAACGCCAAACUCGAACGAUUCUACUUUGACCAGCAAACCAAGACUUGCCGCCCAUUCACCUACAAUGGUCUCAAGGGAAAUCAGAACAACUUUGUCUCUUUGGUAACGGCUUUCUCGAUUUCCUCUUGUACGGUAAGCGUUCCAGAGAGCUUGCCAAUUGUCGUGCCAGCCACUCGACAACCCUUGCAUCGGACAGCCAGCCACUACUGCCGCUGGACAGGUAUUCAGGAAAUGUUUACCGGGAACGAGUCUCGAUCCCAGGUCCUUUUCUGCUCGAUCACCAACAAAGACUCGUGUCCCGUCAACUUCUGGUGCCAUAUUGGAGCCACUCCUGAAACGACUGUCUGCUGUCCUGGAGGUUUGUCAAAAGUUGUACUUUAUGUUGAUGAAUAAGGAAGAGGGGAAGAAGAAAUUUGAAUAAAUUUCAGCAACCAACCCCUGCUCCGUUCCCCUGGCGCCAGGAACAGGAAAUGCUGGCCUUCCACGGUUCUACUACAACCCAGACGACCGAGUUAGUCUAAUUUUGUAUUUUCCACGAUAAGGCGGCAGUUGGGAGGGCCUGAAGUGUUGUAGGAGAAAAGUGAAAUGAUUUUUUUUUUGACUUUCUAGCGUUGAACUAGAUUUUUCUGCGCCUGAACCGGUACUAUUUUUUUCAAAAAAAAAGAAGAAACCAGUCGGGUCAUUCCAAGCCUGUCUGCCUGUCUAAAAGAUAAGUUAAUUUAUAACUCGAUUAUAGUUUUCAAAAUUUCAAUUCUAGCAAUGCCUGCCCUUCCAAUACAACGGCAAGAGAGGAAACCAGAACAAUUUCGAAACGAGCGCCGAAUGCGAGCGAACUUGCCCAGGUAACAGAGCGGUUCUGGAGAACGGAGGUUGACAAAAGAAAAAGAAUGAAAAAAUAGUGAUCGGCGCACGUUGCUUAAUUUGGUUAGAAAGAGAGAAACUAACACACUCAAAAUGCAUGCUUCCCCUGUACCUUGGUCGGAAAACCAAGUAUAGAGCUGUUGGGCCUUCGUGGCCUCUUUUUAGUGUUCAAAAAUCCGUGCUUGGGAGAAGUUCUGUUGACUUCGGACGGAGAUCCGAAACAGUGCAAUCCUCUGGCCAAGAAUGCCUGCGGAGCUCACGGAUUCUGCUUGGGCGGAGAUCCUCUCGUCAAGAACUCCAGCUACUGCUGUCCAAGGAUCAACCGUUAGUCGAUCUGCGGAUAGUUAUGACCUGUUCCGCCAUUCAGAAGAAGUUUGCAUCGCGUUUGUUGGCUCCGGCUCAGGACUGCUCAAUCUUACCCGGUUCUACUUCAAUCCGGUCGAAGGCGACUGUUUCCCCUUUGACUACCGUGGCGCGCAAGGCAAUGAGAACAACUUUCUGACCAAGAAGAUGUGUCAGGAGACUUGCAAGCCCUGUAAGAAACAAGUCAACUUCUUCUCUCAGAAAAGAACUUUAGUGACAAAUGCCUGUUUCGGUGGCGAGCCACCUCUCAGUCAGAACGGAAAAGUCGUCCAAUGUCAUGCUCAAGCCUGUCCGGAGACUCACUACUGUCAUCGCGGAGCCGAUGCGAGAUCCACUCUCUGUUGUCCCAGACGAGGUUCUCAUUCUUUUCCAACUCUGCCUGCAAGUAUAAGCCUUCAGGUUCUCCUUGUGACCAGCAACUGAUGACCGGCGUUGGAGAGCACAAUAUUCAUCGUUACUACUACGACAUUACGGAUGACAUGUGUUUGCCGUUCAAUUAUACCGGGAUAGCCGGAAAUGAGAACAACUUCCUGACCAAGGCUGAGUGUCAAAUCGCUUGUCCUGGUGGGUUUCUUGGCUAAAGAUAAAAAAUAACAUGAAAAAUAAAGAUGUCUCUAAAAAAAUAUUGAAGGUCUAGAAGUUUGAAUUUAGUUCAGCUGGAAAAUAAUUUUUCGUAAAAAAAACUCGUUUCAUUCAAUUAACAAAAACUCGCGUUUUUUUCAAUCAUGAAAAGUUACUGGUUCAAAACUCAAUUACAGUGAACUGAAAAUGUUUUUCUUUAAAUCCUAGCGAAACAAGACAUUCAAGGUUACCACGGCUACUGUCCUCAUGGCAAGCCUGACGUCACUGACCAUGCGGUGACGUCAUGCGGAAUCGACACGGGCUGUCCCCACGACCACGUCUGUCACGUCUCCAAGCGCGAUGCCAAAAGUGUCUGCUGUCCUGAUCCGGGUAUCCAAUAAAAUCUCGCAUUCACAAGUGCGCUCUAGUGAACACUAUCAGGAGAUCUGAUCAGCCAAAUAGAGAAAUGUUUUGAUAGAGCGUGCUUGUGUGUCCUUAGAAGCUAGAUUUGAAAGAUUUCUAGCUUCCUCCAACAAAUAUCUCGAAUUUGCAGCCAGCUUCUGUCUGAUGCGAGCCGAUCCAGGACCUUGUGGCAGAAAAAUAAAACGAUAUUCCUAUGACCGCCGUACCGGAACUUGCAAAAAGUUCAUGUAAGCCUAAAUUGUUUUUAAUGUUCCAAUUAAAAACGUUAACUUCAGAUUCGGCGGCUGUCAAGGAAAUCUGAAUAAUUUCGAGUCUCUCGAAAAAUGCACUGAAAUCUGUUGCGACAAGGGAUAUAUCUAA